Messenger RNA from Acanthosepion pharaonis, 945 nucleotides. NCBI's taxonomy places the organism in Eukaryota, Metazoa, Mollusca, Cephalopoda, Sepiida, Sepiidae. The record is from the annotation of a GenBank genome assembly.
AUGAACUUUUCUUUUUCUUCUUUUUCCCGGUAUUCUUUCUUUUCUUUCUCUUCAUCAUUAUUCUUUGUUUCUUCACUUUUUCUUCUUUUGUCGUCCUUCUCUCUAUUGGGCAUAACUGCGCAUGCGCGUAAGCAUAUAGUUCUUUUUUUUUUAUUCACUUUCUCUCUCUCUCUCUCUCUCUCUCUCUCUCUAACACACACUGAGAAUAAUGAGUGCUUUUUUCCCUCUGUCUAUUCCCCUUUGUAUGAAUUAUCCUUCUCAUUUCCUCCUUUCCUCACCCCUCCUGCCUGUCCACUCUACAUCAUCCCGUGGUAUGACUCUACCCCCGCCGUCAUCUUCUCACUCACCUUGAGAGACAAAGAUGGGCUCCUAAGUGCCAGUCUUCGUAGUUUCCUCUCUCUUCCUUACCCGUCCCUCAUAUCUACAACCUCUUUCAUUCAGCUGCAGUACCGCUCAUUCUCUCUUACUCAUUUCAAUCACCUUUCGGUUACUCCCAGUCUUGAACAUUCAUUGAACGAUCGCCUGACUUUCUCAUUCUCAUCUUAUCUUCCUCCCGCCUUUUUUUUCAUAAAACUUCUUUAUUUCAUUUUCUUCGUCUUCCAACCUUUUCUACUUCUUUCCCUCACCCGUCAUCUCUUUCUCCAUUUUCUCUUUUCUCUUUCUCUUUCUCUCUCUCUCUCCCUCUCGUUUCUCAUUUCCAUAUUCUCUCUCUCCCCUCUAGGGUUAACUUUCAUUCUUAUUUCCUUAUAUGGAGUACCACCAAGCGUUCUUUCAUUCAUAUAUUCCAGUCUCCCUUUCUUUGCCAACUGCCUGCCUGCCCGCGCCUCUUUUCAUUCAUCUCCUGCUGUUUCUUUCCCCACCCUUCUCAACUCUCAUUCGCCCCUUUCCUUUACAGACCGCCUCUUAUUCCUGCCCUACACACAGAAUUAUCCCUUUUCUGUAUAG